Messenger RNA from Cryptotermes secundus, 4040 nucleotides. RefSeq names its product glutathione S-transferase C-terminal domain-containing protein homolog. The record is from RefSeq and is a predicted model, not a curated record. Lineage: Eukaryota; Metazoa; Arthropoda; Insecta; Blattodea; Kalotermitidae. The coding region runs from base 1753 to 3525 and encodes 590 amino acids. The transcript is spliced from 2 exons.
UGCCGCUUUACCCCCGGAAAGAGCCCCUGGUACCUACUGGAUAGGAGGCUGGGUGGGCCCCAGAACCUGUCUCUACAUGCAGAAGAGAAAUUUUUUGACACUACUGGAAUUCAAACUCCAACCUCUCACCUGUUGCUGUACCAACUACGCUGCCCCAACUCGAUACCAGCAUGGUUUUAUGAUAAUUUGCAUGGUGUGUUAUUUUUGUUACUUCCAUGUGGAUCAGAUGAUAAGUAAGAAUCAGUGUUCAGUCUAAACCUGCUUUAUUAAGACUGACUUUCUGAUACACAAGGGCGUUUUAUAUAUAUUCACACACAUAACCAUGGUAACACAUAACAAUAGAGAGAUUCUGUUUUUACACACAUAACAGUAGAGAAAUUAGGAACAGCGCAUGUAGCGCAGUCUGUUGUUAAAAUUGUUUACUAUGAUGUUGCCAACUCUAGCAUUAUAUUUUAACAUUAGAGAGUUGCCAACAUAACAUGGUGGUGGUGUGUAUGUUUGGGGGUGAAGUGAACUUUUUUUAGUUUCAGCUGACAUGCAUUAGUAUAGUAAUGACUGCUCAUGAGCUAGACAGACUGGAUUAAAUUCCCAGGUGUGAGAAUAUUUCUCAUACCCACCAUGUCCAGAUCAGUUCUGGCACUUAACCGGCAUCCUGUUCAAUGAACACGGGGCUGGAGCACAAAGUUGACCACUUAUCACUGCCUCCCAAGGUAAACUUCCACUCCCCUGAAUGUCGUCACAGCAUGAUGCUAACCAACCACAACAGUUAUAAAUUUUUUGAAAGCAAAAUUGAUAAUUUUAUUAACAUAUUUAUGUAUUAAUUUAUAUAUUUAUUUAUUUAUUUAUGGUUUAUUUAAUGAUGUUAUCAUUAGCUCAGCCUAUCAUGGGAUGGUAGGAUGAUUAGUGAAUAAUGAAUUGAAAAGGAUGUUGAAGGACAUGGUCAUGACUGUAGAGAAUCAUGAAUACCUGGUGUUCUGAGCAAGAUUUGAAUUUGAGAUGUACCAAGUACAGAACAGGAGUACUUUCCACUUGAACACAGUGUUUCAUAUUCUGCCGUAUUUUCAAUGUAUUUAUGAUAUUUAUGAAAAUUUAUGAACUUUAUAUCUACUGUACAUGUACUUUAGAUAUACUUAGAUAUACAUGUACUUUAAAAUCAUUCCCGUCUGAAUUAAAUGGGAGGUCAAGUAGUUCAACUUUGGUGAUAAGCAUAGAGUAGUGAGUUAAUAACUUUUAAUUUAUACACAUUAUACAAGGUAACAUCUUUGCUUUUGCACUGCGCUACUGUUAGAGGCCAUUAAUGUUUUUGGGAAGAAGUGACUGGAUUGAGUUUAUAUACGGGUAUAUGAGGUCUGAGUAAGAUUCUACGAUAUCUGUAAAUUUUAUGUCGAUUCCUCCUGUGGAUGGUGACAUUCAUUUCGUUUCCUAAGAUGCGAUGAAGUGACAUAGUUAGAAGAACACAAUUUCUGGCUGUUUGAAGGGUCAGUGUUUAUAGUGGGUGUUAUUUCAACAACUGCUGUGUUCACAUGCCAGAGAAUUUUAUACCAUCAGAUGUUGAGAAGAAUUCAAAGAGCCCGUGGUGUAUAAGCUGGUCCUUGGAAGUUGAUUAAAAAUCGUACAGAUUUGAACUAGAGUUUUAAAAUUACAAAUUUUGUCAGUAGUCACGGAAGAACUAGUACAAGUGAACUGUAAAGAGAGAAAAUAUUUGAAAUUAUAGGUUAUUAUGAGAAAGACUUCCCUGUAACCGAAGUAGCUAUGGAUGAAUUAUAUCUGCAAAUAUUAUCAGAACCAGUGGGGGGUUUUGCUGCAGUGCCAUUGGAUACACUGAUUACAUUAUUUACUUUGAAAUAUUGUAGACAGUCAGAAAAUUAUUUGAUAUUUGUUCUGAAGCCUGGCCAUAAGCCAUCAUUUAAUGUUAAGAUUAGAGGUUUUACUUUUGAAUUAAUUAAGGAAAAAGACAUAGCAGAUAUUGUCAGAACAUGUCAGUUGCCCAUAAUGCUUGUAGGAGAUGGUACUACUUGUGUUGCGGGUUUGUGUGCUGUAUUGCGGCGAGUUGUAAAAAGUGCUGUAAUGCAGAUAUCAGGACAUAGAUGUCGUUCUCUUCUGGGAUUUCGACAGGGCUGUCUAAUGGCAUGUGCUGAGUUUUCAGUAUGGACCCGGUUCUGUGAAGUAGACAUUAUAAAUACUGUGAGAAAUUUCAUGUGCAAAGAUUUUCUUCCUAAUUCAGUGACGCUUCCAGAAGAUGUGGCACGUUUUGAAAUUCAUAUGGGCCAACCAUUACGUAUUCACAAUGUUCAUAAGAGGAACCAAGAUUACAUUAAUUCUAAAGGUGUGACUUGUUUAAAAUCAAAAAAUAUGACCCAGAACAUGACAGAAGGAAAGCAUAUUGAGGGGGGACAGAAUCUGGAAAUAGAGUUGGAGCAUUGUUUUGCUGAGGGGCCAGUGAUGACCCUGGCUGAUAUUAUAAUUUUCCCUUGUAUGCACAUAAUCUUGCAGAUUGUUCGUAAUGUGUAUUUGCAGUCGUACAUUCCUUUAACAAUGCAAUGGUAUGAGCGCGUAAAAGUACAAGAUGGUGUAGAAGAAGCAAUUGGUAUCAUCAGAGAUAUUCCUAAUAAGAUUGUAGAUGAUCUGUAUGUUAAGUAUAUAUUACCUGAUGUUCCCAAACAGAGCUUGUAUAAAAGUGAUCCAAAAAGGUACAAGCCAAGGAAUCGCAUAUUUACAAGGCAGGAGGAUGUGGAAUCCUCACUAAAAGUGGUGGGAGAACUAGGUAUAAUUGUGGAGUGGCAGCAAUAUCCAUUUGGCUGUGAAUUAGAAUUUGAUUGGGGUGCAAUUCCAUAUGAUGCUCACCCAGAAGGAGGACAGUUGCCAGCAUUUCGCAUGGAAAGGAAAGGCCAGCAACUUGAAAAUCUGGUUAAAGCUGUAUUGAAAGUAGCAAAGCCUGGUCAUACCAUAGUAGACUUUUGUUCAGGAAGUGGCCAUCUUGGUAUCAUACUCGCUUACCUGUUGCCACGUUGUCGGAUAAUACUGUUAGAAAACAAAGAAGAGUCCCUUGCAAGAGCCUGUCAUAGAGUUGUGAAGUUAAAAUUAACUAAUGUUACAUUUUGCCAGUGUAAUCUUGAUUAUUUCUGUGGGGAAUUUGAUGUAGGUGUAUCAUUACAUGCCUGUGGAGUGGCUACAGAUCUAGUAAUUCAACGAUGUAUCAGUCAGAAUGCAGUGUUCAUUUGCUGCCCCUGUUGCUAUGGUUCAGUUCAAAACAAUCAUAUCUUAACAUACCCACGUAGCAAGGUUUUUCGAGAUUCUGCAUUGUCUCUCCAUGAGUAUUUGGUAUUGGGACACUCGGCUGACCAAACUCAUGAUGAACAUAAUGCCAAAACCGAUCAGGGGAAAACAUGUAUGGGCAUAAUUGACACUGAUCGAUGCCUGCAGGCUAAAGAAGCUGGCUAUGCAGUAACUCUAGCAAAAUUAAUUCCAGAAACUUGUACACCAAAAAAUAAUUUGCUGGUUGGGAUACCACAAAACUGGCAAUGAUUUAGAAGAUGUAUUUUAAUAUAUGUCAUUUAGCCAGUCCCCUUCAAAGUAGUUAUUGUGCGCAUGGAAAUUUAGUAACAUGACCGAGGUUUGUGACAUUCCUAUAGUCCUGUGAACUUAUUCCAAAACAUGCUUUACAGAAUGUUUUCUGUAAACAUAAUAUAACUGGCAUGUGAAUUGCUUUUCAUGGCAUAAUAACACGUUCGAUAGUAUAGUUUGACCAGGUGAAGCCAGUGUUCGUACUGAUGGUUCUGAAUCCAGAAGUGGCAUGUUUGCUUGUUAAUUGCUUCUGUGAACUAUAAUAAAGUAACAUCUAUUUCAGGGUACUCUAUUUUUAGUACAUCCAAUGUAAAAAUUAUGAGCUGUAACAAGUAUUUUGUUUUAGUUAGUACUGUUAAUUUAAUUAUGUUAAGAAUUUUUUAAGAGAGUACUUUUACAAGGGUUUCACUAUAAUGAGUGCUCUCAUCUCUUUUUUGGAAUUAUGUAAACACACAUUAAAUAACAUGGCUUAGCCU